CCUGGGUGGCUCAGUCGUUAAGCGUCUGCCUUCGGCUCAGGUCAUGAUCCCAGGGUCCUGGGAUCGAGCCCCUCAUUGGGCUCCCUGCUCUGUGGGAAGCCUGCUUCUCCCUCUCCCACUCCCCCUGCUUGUGUUCCCUCUCUCGCUGUCAAAUAAAUAAAUAAAGUCUUAAAAAAAAUAAAAGCCCUCCAGGGCAUUCUGAUGCACACUAAGGCCUGGGUACCAGCACCUUAAUUAUGGUAACAAUAGCUAAUUUUUAGAGCAUCUAAAUGUGCUCAUCAGUGACUCUUCUAAAGAGUAUGUACCCGCUCACCUGUGAUGGAGGUACUAUUACUCACUCCAUUUUACCCCAGCGAGAACUGAGACACAGAGAGGUGAAGCAGCUUGCCCAGGGUCACACAGCUACUAAGCGGCUGAGCCUGGAUUUAGACGUGGGGAGGCUGGCUCCACGCACUGAGCUACCAACCACUGUUCAUAUGGUUUUGAAUUCCCAGCGCUGUGCAUCCUGGACCUUCACCGAAGUCCACAGUCUUUAUCAGCUGCUCCAGGGGGCUGACUGCCCUGGGGACCCCUGGCUCUCAAGGUUCUUUCCCUGCCUCUCCUCAGGGUCCGCUGAGUCUGCUCUGACCACACAGGGCAGCUUCCCACUUCCUGCUUCCUGGGGAGCUGGCGGCUGGGAAACCCCUGGGCUGAGGUGGAGGGAAGCGGAUGUUGUGAGCUGACCCCAGCUGCAUUGUCAACCAGACCCAGAGACAGAGGCCUAUAGCACGCUGGGUGAAACUCGUUCAUGUCUUGCGUCAUUUCCUCGUUCAGUAUUUAGUGAUCCCAACCAGAGAGAAGUCAGAGCCUGCAGAAAGCCAGAGGCAGAUAGAAGGGGACGAGGGGAAGAGGAAAACUGUCCAUUCAUUUUACGAUUCUUCCUACAAGUCCCCUCCUGCACUAGGGAUGGUUGAAGAUACCAACCCUGAUGCUGGAAAGUGAUCAAGGAACAGCCAAGGCCCAGAUGCAGAGGCUGAUUUAUGGGGGCUGUGCUGGGGAGCUGGAGUGAGCAUGCCAGGUGGGAGAGGGCAAUCCAUCACUGCUUCCUAGGGGAGUGGCAAGUCCCCCCCCCCACCUGCCUGGCCCCUACUGGGGGGUGAGCCUGCCUUGCCCUCUGCCAUGUCACCAAGGCCCCUGCUCUCAGGGGCAGGUGGCAUUGCCUAGGAGUUUGGGGAGCUCUAGCACUCCCCCCACUUUUCUGCCCCAGUUUUCUUGGGUCUAGAGUCCCUUCGAACCUUUGGGUGGGGGCAAGGGUGGUUGCGGGGGGAGGAAGGACCUCCCCCCCAGAUAGAACCCUGGUCAAGUCCCUUCUCUGUGACUCAGCUUUCUCCUCUGUAAAUGAGGGCCUCAGCCCAGCCGGGCCAGCCGCACAGGGUGGUCGUGGCGGUGAAGGGGUAUGGCCAUGGGCUGCCAAGCUCUGUCCCACCUGAGACAAGCAGGAGGUCGGAAGGAGGAACUUGCCUCUGACGACUGUGCUCCCAGGCGUGUGCCGGGCUCUGCGUGGGGAGAUGUGUGUUGGGCACCCAGGGGUGGCUGCAGCCCAGGGCCCGCGCGGGCAGGCGUGUCCACCUGUGCAUCUUUGGAUGGAUCCAAAGAUCCAUCACGGGUACAUGCGUGGUGCAUGAGUGUGUGUGCACACGUGCGUGUGCGGGCCUGUGCGUGUGCAAACAUACUGAUGGCCCGAGCUGCCUGUGAUCCCUUUACUCCUGCCAGCUGGGGAGGACCCCUCUGGGGCGCGGUGGUGGGGGUGUGGCUGGGUGCUCAUGCCCAGGCCCCAUCCAGCUGGUUAUUUAUUGAUUAAUUCUGCUGCCAGCUGAUGGAUGCCAAGCCGAUGCCAGGCGCAGGCCCUGGGCUGAUUUACAUAAUUAAAAACCAUCAGUAACAGAGCCAGGCCUCACCCGCCAACUGCUUCCUCUGGCAUGACAACAAGCUGAGCCUCCCUCCUCCACCCCCACCCUUGCCUCUGCACCCCAGGUCUUCCUCGCCUGCCUGACCCCCUCCCUCUCCCGGCCCGCCCCGGGUCAGCCUACCGGCCUGGGCCACUCCAUAUCAGCCCCUGCCCAGUCUGAUGGAGAGAUUGUAGUGUUUUGGGAUUCUCGAGUCACUGACUCCAAGAUUCUAUUAGUCCAUGGUUCUUUGAUGGAGAGUCUCAGAUUAGAAGAGAUUCAGCUGUGAUCCUCCAAGUAUGUGAUUUUUCAAGAGUCUAUUACUCUACGUGACAAAGGGGAAAAAUGUUUGCUCUCAGCAGUCCUGCCUGCUCUCAAGGAGGUGGGGCUGCUCUCAGGAGAGCCUGGCUUUCCGCGGAGGCCACCGUGGUGGGUGGGGUGUGUCCAUCACUGCUUUACAGAGGAAGGAGCCAUUUGUCACGGCCGAAGGCUCAGGGCAGGGGCGGGUGCUGGGGAGUCUGGGCAGAAGGAAGGAGGACCCAAGGACGCCUCGGGAAGGGGCGGGGAGAUAUCCCUCGUGGAGGCCCCCCUCUAAGAGGGGCUUCAGAAAAUUCUGGAUUCAGCAGAGCGUGUGAUGUCAACCCCCUUGCUGGUGUUGCUUCCAGUGUCUUCAGAAAAGGCCCUCACAUCUAGAGAGGCAGUUUGGGGUGACCAGCAUGGGCUCCUCCACAUCCCAGCUGUGUGAUCUUGGGAAGCUACUCAGCCUCUCUGAGCUAGUUACCUUCUCACCUGUGAAAUGGGGCUUGUUGUAAGGAUGAAAUGUUAAUCUGUGCAAUGGGCUUAGUAGUCAGCCAGCAUGUGGUGAACCCCUCAUGAAUGGUGGCUGUUAUUGUGUGGGAGUGGGUGUUUUGGGGAGACCUUCAGCGGGCUCGUCAGACUUGGUGAAAGCAGAGACUCGCUGGGGUCUCUACACAGGAGGGCUAGGUCUGCUUGUCUCCGUAGGCCGGCUCGCAGUGAGGCAGGUGCUCAGAGGAUGUUUGUGGAAUGAAUGAUUUUCUCUUUCCUCAGCCCUUCCCGAACACGGGCUGGCCUCAGCCAGCACUCAGCCACUUCCCCUCCAGCUGCCCUUCCUCCAAAGCUGUUUGGGGAAGACACAGCUGACUGACCCCACGCCCAACGCCGCGGCCUGAAGGUGCACCCACAGACCCCAUCCCACAGUGCCCCACAUCUUAGUCUGAGCACGAUAGGACCUCAGCAUCUCAGUUUUCUGGUCCAGAACUGCAGAACUGAAGACCCACAGAGCAGUCUUGCACCCACCCAUGACACCUUGGUCUACAUCAUGGCACAGGUGAACCACCAAUCUUAGGCCCCCAUGUUCCGGGCACAUAGUAGGCCCUCCAUCAUGACUUGCCAAGUGUAUGAAAGAGCCAGGCCUCCCCAUCUAGCCCGAUGACAAGCUAGCUCGUCCAGCAGCUCACGGCUCCCAACCAGGCAGCUGCUUCUCUUGAUUUCACCAGAGCGGACAACCCAUCGCUCAGCCACAGAAACACUCCGAUGGCUUCCCAGAGCGAUGCUCGAUUGUUUUGUUGGGGGGAAAGAUGUGCAAACUUCAGAGGCUCCUCGCCGCCGCCAGACGAGCCGACAUGAGAGACCCCACACUGGUCGUAGGAGCCAGGUGACAGAUGGGUCUCUUCCUUCCUGCCCCAUCUCUCGCGCUCCCUCCUCAGAGCUUCACUCUCCAGCCUCCCGUGGGAAUCGUGGGAAUCGUCUGAAGUUCUGAGCCCAGAACCGGAGGAGGAGGAAGAGGAGGAGGAGGAGGAGGAGGGAGAGGAAGUCGAGUCUCGAGAGCCUGUGCACCUUCCCAGAAACAGGCGGUGGGGGUGUGUCCCCGUGUGUGUCCCGGUCCCGGUGGCCCACGCCUGCUGCUAGCGCCCCGGAGGACCCCCCACCCCACCCCGCAGUUGGCACCGGCCGUGUCUGCUUCUCCCGGGGCCCCUGUGCCGGGGGUCGCCCCCAAGAUGGUGGCGGCCCCAGGGAGGACUGUGCCGCCGGCCCCAGCCUCCCGCUGCUAGGUGCCCCCCACGCCCCGGCCCCCCUGCCCCCCAAGCCCCGCCUUCCCCGGCGGGGGGGGGGCCGCGGCCGGCGCCAUGCUGCGCCUGGGCCUGUGUGCUGCCACCCUGCUGUGCGUGUGCCGGCCGGGCGCCGUGCGCGCCGACUGCUGGCUCAUCGAGGGCGACAAGGGCUACGUGUGGCUGGCCAUCUGCAGCCAGAACCAGCCCCCCUACGAGACCAUCCCGCAGCACAUCAACAGCACCGUGCACGACCUGCGGCUCAACGAGAACAAGCUCAAGGCCGUGCUCUACUCCUCGCUCAACCGCUUCGGGAACCUCACCGACCUCAACCUCACCAAGAACGAGAUCUCGUACAUCGAGGACGGCGCCUUCCUGGGCCAGUCGAGCCUGCAGGUCCUGCAGCUGGGCUACAACAAGCUCAGCAACCUGACCGAGGGCAUGCUGCGCGGCAUGGGCCGCCUGCAGUUCCUCUUCGUGCAGCACAACCUCAUCGAGGUGGUGACGCCCGCCGCCUUCUCCGAGUGCCCGAGCCUCAUCAGCAUCGACCUGUCCUCCAACCGCCUCAGCCGCCUGGAUGGCGCCACCUUCGCCAGCCUGGCCAGCCUCAUGGUGUGCGAGCUGGCCGGCAACCCCUUCAACUGUGAGUGCGACCUCUUCGGCUUCCUGGCCUGGCUGGUGGUCUUCAACAACGUCACCAAGAACUACGACCGCCUGCAGUGCGAGUCCCCGCGCGAGUUCGCCGGCUACCCGCUGCUGGUGCCCCGGCCCUUCCACAGCCUCAAUGCCAUCACCGUGCUCCAGGCCAAGUGCCGCAACGGCUCGCUGCCCGCCCGGCCCGCCAGCCACCCCACGCCCUACUCCACCGACGCCCAGCGGGAGCCCGACGAGAACUCGGGCUUCAACCCCGACGAGAUCCUCUCGGUGGAGCCGCCGGCCUCGUCCACCACGGAUGCGUCGGCGGGGCCCGCCAUCAAGCUGCACCACGUCACCUUCACCUCGGCCACCCUGGUGGUCAUCAUCCCGCACCCCUACAGCAAGAUGUACGUCCUGGUCCAGUACAACAACAGCUACUUCUCCGACGUCAUGACGCUCAAGAACAAGAAGGAGAUCGUCACGCUGGACAAGCUGCGGGCGCACACCGAGUACACCUUCUGUGUGACCUCGCUGCGCAACAGCCGCCGCUUCAACCACACCUGCCUGACCUUCACCACGCGGGACCCCGUCCCCGGCGACCUGGCGCCCAGCACCUCCACCACCACCCACUACAUCAUGACCAUCCUGGGCUGCCUCUUCGGCAUGGUCGUCGUGCUGGGCGCCGUCUACUACUGCCUGCGUAAGCGGCGUGUGCAGGAGGAGAAGCAGAAGUCGGUCAAGGUCAAGAAAACCAUUCUGGAGAUGCGCUAUGGGGCAGACGUAGAUGCCGGCUCUGUGGUCCACGCCGCCCAGAAGCUGGGCGAACCCCCCGUGCUGCCCGUGUCCUGCAUGUCCUCCAUCCCCUCCAUGAUCGGGGAGAAGCUGCCCACCUCCAAGGGGCUGGAGGCCGGGCUGGACACACCCAAGGUGGCCACCAAGGGCAACUAUAUCGAGGUGCGCACGGGCACGGGCGGGGACGGCCUGGCCCGGCCCGAGGAUGACCUCCCGGACCUGGAGAAUGGCCAGGGCUCGGCCGCUGAGAUCUCCACCAUCGCCAAGGAGGUGGACAAGGUCAACCAGAUCAUUAACAAUUGCAUCGAUGCCCUCAAGCUGGACUCGGCCUCAUUCCUGGGGGGGGGUGGCGGCGGCGGGGACCCCGAGCUGGCCUUCGAGUGCCAGUCCCUCCCCGCGGCCGCCGCCGCCUCCUCGGCCGCCGCCCCCGGGGCGCUGGAGCGCCCCAGCUUCCUCUCACCCCCCUACAAGGAGAGCUCCCACCACCCCCUCCAGCGCCAGCUGAGCGCCGACGCCGCCGUGGCCCGCAAGACCUGCAGCGUGUCCUCCAGCGGCUCCAUCAAGAGCGCCAAGGUCUUCAGCCUGGACGUGCCCGACCACCCGGCCGCCGCGGGGCUGGCCAAGGGCGACUCCAAGUACAUCGAGAAGGGCAGCCCCCUCAACAGCCCGCUGGACCGGCUGCCGCUGGUGCCGGCGGGCGGCGGCGGGGGCGGCGGCGGGGGCGGCGGCGUGCACCACCUGGAGGUGAAGCCCGCCUACCCCUGCAGCGAGCACCGACACAGCUUCCCAGCCCUGUACUACGAGGAGGGCGCCGACAGCCUGAGCCAGCGCGUGUCCUUCCUCAAGCCGCUGACCCGCUCCAAGCGGGACUCCACCUACUCGCAGCUCUCGCCCAGACACUACUACUCAGGUUACUCCUCCAGCCCUGAGUACUCAUCCGAGAGCACGCACAAGAUCUGGGAGCGCUUCCGGCCCUACAAGAAGCACCACCGGGAGGAGGUGUACAUGGCUGCCGGCCACGCCCUGCGCAAGAAGGUCCAGUUCGCCAAGGACGAGGACCUGCACGACAUCCUCGAUUACUGGAAGGGGGUCUCGGCCCAGCAGAAGCUGUGACCCUCUCCUUGCCGGUGAGGCCGGAGGGGGAGGGCUGGGGGCACCCCCGGGGAAGGGCCCGGCGGCCGGGCAGGGGGAGGGGGCGGCGCUGGGGGGCCGCGGCCGGGGAGUGGACGCACACGCACACCCGCACGCACGCACCCAUGCACACACCUGACCACCACCUGACUGUGAACAGCCACCACCCGACAACAACGGACAGGAAAACAAAGACACGUUCUCCUUAAAGUUUACACACUGAUACCGAAACCAGUCGUCUUUACUGUGCUGCCCAGGGACUCUGCUGGGGUGUGCGGGGCUGGGGGGGGGGCGCAGGCCAGGAAGCCAGAAGGGGGUGUGGGGUCUGGGGCUCUGGGACUAGGCGGAGGAGUCUGGGGGCAGAGAGAGGGUCCUCCCCACCCCCUACUCUGGGGACAGGUCACUUGGAGAUUUAGCACCAGGCAGAUAUUGGGCCUCAUUUCCUUUCUUUUAUGGCUGGGGAAACUGAGGCCCAGAGAAAGGAGGUGAUCACCCCAGGGCCACGUGGCAGGUUAGGCAGUUUCCCAACUUCCCAGCCCAGUGCUAUCCCCCACCCUUCGCCCGCCACCCCCUUCCAGAGCUGUGGUCUCCUGGGGCUGAGGGACUUGAGAAAUCAGGCAGGUGCUUUUCCUUUCUAGAAAGCCCCACGGCCACGGCCCCGAGCGUGGAGCUGUGAUUCAUCACGCUGGGGGUCCUUCGCCCCCCCGGCCCCCCCCAACGCCAGCACCCAGGAGAGACGGGAGGUCUUGCUUGCAAGAAAGGAGCAGAGGCACGGGGCCAUUCCACCAGCCCCCUUCAAGUGUCUUCCAAGUAGCCUGGGAGCUGCUUCUGGGGUCUGAGGAGAGAGCAGGUGGGCCUGCUCCCACCGCCUCUCAGGUGCAGGCCCCCUUGCCCCAGCCCCCUAGCCUCUCUGGGCCUCUAGGACCCCUCCUCAUCCCAGAGGGCAGCAGUGAACUGUGAUGCCUGGGAGCAGUGGGGAGGCAGGGUAUAAGGGGGGGUCUUCCUGCCUGGGCCCCCCACAUCCUGGUCUCCCACCUUCCUGACCCCCAUCGUGGGAUCUCGGGGCAGGGGGAGGAGGGCUUUCCCAGGCGUACUCACCCACCACCUCUUGGCUGCCCCUCCUUGCCCCACCCCCUGGCCAGAGGGGCUCCCAUGUUUCCAUGGAGAUGGCCGCUUCCCCCCUUGCUGACCCCCACCCAACAUCGAACAAAGCACAAAUAGUGAGCACCACCCCCCUGCUGGGGUGGGGGGGAAGCAGGCAGGUUCGUAGGGCCCCUCCCUCUCCCUGGCCAGCUUCUGUCGCCAUGGCAACCCAGGGCCUGGCAGUUGGGACUGUUGGGCUCCUGGGGUUUCUCUCUCAGUGUGGGCGGCAGAGGGUGGUAAGGGAGGGCAGGCCCAGGCGGCCGCAGCCUUUUUCAACAGCUAGGGGUUUUCAGGGUCGAGUCUGUGGGGAGGGGGGCGGGGCACG
Mirounga angustirostris (Northern elephant seal) is the source of this 8021-nucleotide messenger RNA. It is a transcript of the gene ELFN2, whose product is annotated as extracellular leucine rich repeat and fibronectin type III domain containing 2. The record is from RefSeq and is a predicted model, not a curated record. Gene Ontology annotation, cellular component: plasma membrane. Bases 4073 to 6535 code for a protein of 820 amino acids. The transcript has 4 exons. NCBI's taxonomy places the organism in Eukaryota, Metazoa, Chordata, Mammalia, Carnivora, Phocidae. Gene Ontology annotation, molecular function: protein binding.